CGGAGGAAGGAGCUCCUGAACCUAGUUAUGCCAAUACAGAAAUCACCUCAAAAUCAUGUGAAUAUUGCAGCUGGAUCUCAGAAUACUCGAACCUCCAUUGAAGUGGGAUUACCAUCAUCCUCCUCGCCACAACAGCCCCCAGCCCAUAUAUCUAAACUUGAGAAAAGGUUUAGAUUUGGGAAGCCUUUAGAUGCCCUAGAAAAUAAGGAAAAUAAUCGAGUUAGUUAUGAAAAUCUACAUAUGGACCAUAUAGCAGCCCUUAUUGCUGAAGGUUAUGCUCAGAAUGAAGUCAUCAGAGCUCUGGGAAUAGCAAGGAAUGACCUACAGAUGGCAAGGGAUAUUCUACAUGAAUUUGUCACCAAGCGGAAAUGAAAGUUUGCAUAGAUAUUUGGAUUUAUAAACCUAGUCAAGACUUUCCAAGUUAAACAUACCAUUGAGAGCACAAUGGAUGAAAGUUUGACUUUGGAAGUUAAAGGAACACAUACUGAAUAACAGAUCUUGCUCAAAAAUUAUGAAAAAGCAGAUUUGAUUUUAUGCAAACUUCUUGAGUCAUGCAUAUAUAGUGCAAAAGAAGCCAAAGGUUCAGGCCUCAUCGUCUUCAGCUGCUCAGACUCAAGGGUCUGGUAUGUUAUGCACAAGUAUUUGAGAUAAGGUACAAAAAAAAUUCUUGUGCUGCUGACUGCUCAAAUUGCUUAAAAGUUGCAGUUGGCGGGCCAAUUGCAGUUUAUUCAUAUUUGAUACUACCAUAUGCAAUGAAGUGAGUGUAAGGUGCAUGUGGAGCCGGUUUUCUCCAUGUGGCGUGCUCUCUACUCAUUUUUUGGAUUUAAGUGCAUGCUCCAGAUAAUUAUCAAUAUACUAUAAACCAAUUUUUAUUCUUCAUCUUUCAAUGCAUUCGACUUUUACAGCGAAAUUGAGUGCUGUAUUGCCAGCACAAAUAUUCAAGAUAAGUGAUAUCUUUGUUAGAGAAUUGCGCUUUAAGCCUUCGAGUCCUACUAAAUGUAACUGGUGCCUACAUAAAAGUGGCAGACAUAUAUGGUGUGGUUAUCAUAAAAUAUUUUUUUACAAAAAAUCUUCAAAACACAUAAGAAAGCAUACUGAGAAUUGACUCUUGUUUCUUAUGAAUUGUGUUUAAUAAGUUUUAGUUCAUUUAUGUGUCGCAUGACUACAAAAAUGUGUUUAAAAUAAUCAUAUUUAAAGUAUUUUAAGGGGGGGGUUUAGAUGUAAAUUCUAAUCAGUAAUUUAUAUUUCAGUUAUGUUAAUUUUAUCUGUGAUGUUUUUGAAGAAAAUAUUUUAAUAUUGCACAUACUGAAUGAGUCAUUUGGUAAGGUAUGUAUGUGAAAACAAUUCUGCAUUGCUUGAUUGUAAGUUAUGUCAUAAAUUUAUGGCACUGCUUUUUUCUUCCCUGUAAGUAUUUGCUCCUUUGUGUUUUAUGUUUGUGCUGUAAUAUUUAAUAAUGUAAAGAAAUUAUUUUUCUUAAAAGUAAGAUAUUACUAAUUGUUUUGUAAUUUAAAUUUUUUUAUAUUGCUUACUUUUUCAAAGCUUUUAUCUGUGUGAACAGUCAAUUUAUGUGUUUUAUUUAUUGCAAGUAAAUGUUUAUUUGUAACUAAUCAAAAAUCAAAGAACUGAGUAUUGUUAUAAACUAUAUUAUACCAGAUAAAUAUGCAAAUUAAUGUAUGGUAUCUCUGCACAAAAUAUUUGUGAUACUUCUACCAGGUCAUAAAAGUUUAGGUGCUUCAUUUCUUAUAUCGUUUCCUUUUAUUAUUCCCUCCUUUAAAAAAAAAAAAAAAAAUUAAAUGCUUGUAUAUAAGUAAUUGUUUUGACGCUUUUUUAUACCUAUUUUAAAGUAGUUUAAUCAGCCAAAUGAAUGUAUAAGCAAAAGUAUCUGAAUAUUUUUUUAUGGCUUAUCUGAUGAUAAAUCAGGGUUCAUAGCGGUCCUUACAAGUGCUUAUAAGUCCUUAUAUAUGAAAAUGAAAUAUAAAGCCCUUAUAGGUGCUUUCUUUUUCUUUAAAGCCCUUAUUUUUUUUUUUUUUUUUUUU
Messenger RNA from Stegodyphus dumicola, 2036 nucleotides. RefSeq names its product E3 ubiquitin-protein ligase CBL (gene Cbl). Gene Ontology annotation, cellular component: plasma membrane; membrane raft. Gene Ontology annotation, biological process: negative regulation of epidermal growth factor-activated receptor activity; cell surface receptor signaling pathway. The record is from RefSeq and is a predicted model, not a curated record. Gene Ontology annotation, molecular function: receptor tyrosine kinase binding; ubiquitin protein ligase activity; calcium ion binding. NCBI's taxonomy places the organism in Eukaryota, Metazoa, Arthropoda, Arachnida, Araneae, Eresidae.